Linum tenue is the source of this 497-nucleotide messenger RNA. NCBI's taxonomy places the organism in Eukaryota, Viridiplantae, Streptophyta, Magnoliopsida, Malpighiales, Linaceae. The record is from the annotation of a GenBank genome assembly.
UUUGAUGUGGUGGUCGAGACUCGAGAGGGAAUUGUAGAAGCUGAAUUUUUUUCGGCACCACCGCACUCGGUCUGCCCUCACACUAUCGGAAUCUUGAGAAGAUGGAGAAAUGUUGCAGAAUGGUCCUGCUUUUCUUUUAUGGAUGAGUUUUACCAUUCAGGACAACACAAGAGAAUGGAUGCUUUUGCAGGUUUGUUGUAUCUUGAAAAUCCACGAGCACAUGUCCCAUGCAGUGAGAUGGAGGAAUAUUAUAUGGUCCAAUGCAAACAGUGGGUGCUCAAGGAAUGCUUAGGAACAACCCUGAAAGUGACAGAUGGAAGAGAGGGCAAUUGAAGUAUUGGAUAUGAGGAUGACAUGUGCAUUAGUGAGCCACAAGUUUGGAGCAAUCUUGGAGAUGCGGCCAGAAGGGACGAUGAGCAGAAACUCAUGUGCAUUGUUCAUGACAUGUGACUCUCUUGAUCGCUACAUUGUCACUUUUAUUUUCAUGAGUUCGUGAA